Molecule: messenger RNA, 1802 nt
Organism: Boleophthalmus pectinirostris (great blue-spotted mudskipper)
Lineage: Eukaryota; Metazoa; Chordata; Actinopteri; Gobiiformes; Gobiidae
Gene: vdac3
Product: voltage-dependent anion channel 3
Exons: 10
Coding region: 61-1080 (339 amino acids)
Biological process (GO): monoatomic anion transmembrane transport
Cellular component (GO): mitochondrial outer membrane
Molecular function (GO): voltage-gated monoatomic anion channel activity
Source: RefSeq, a predicted model, not a curated record
UGUGUCCCGCUGCUCGGAGCAACUGCAAACUGUGCACACUCCGUCCCGCAAAAAACAGUCAUGGCAGAGAAAGGAGUGAAGAUUGUGGUGCCACCUGCAGUAUCAGUGGUGCCCGCUGUGCAAGCUGUACCUGUGGUGCCACUGGACCAGCCAGAACAAAUGAAGCAAUCAAAGAGCAAAGACCAUUGUAAGACAUGUCAGCACCACGCACCAAAGGCUCAUGGAAGUAUGACUGUCCCUCCAGCAUACGCGGACUUGGGCAAAUCAGCCAAAGAUAUCUUCAACAAGGGGUUUGGCUAUGGAGUGCUGAAGCUGGAUAUCAAGACAAAGUCUCAGAAUGGUGUUGAGUUUGCCACCUCUGGCUCCAGCAACACGGACACAGGGAAGUCCGGAGGUCACCUGGAGACCAAGUACAAGAUGAGUGACCUGGGCCUCAGCUUCAACCAGAAAUGGAACACUGACAACACUCUGACCACCGAAGUCACUGUGGAGGACCAGAUGGCUAAGGGUUUGAAGCUUGGUUUGGACACAUCGUUUGUGCCUAAUACUGGGAAGAAAAGUGCAAAAUUGAAGACUGCAUACAAACGUGACUUCAUUAACGCUGGUUGUGACCUGGACUUUGACAUGGCGGGGCCCACUGUUCAUGCAGCUGCUGUGUUGGGGUACGAGGGCUGGCUGGCCGGGUACCAGAUUGCCUUUGACACUGCCAAAUCUGUAUUGACCCAGAACAACUUCGCUAUUGGAUACAAGGCUGGUGACUUUCAGCUGCACACUAAUGUUAAUGAUGGCACAGAGUUUGCUGGUUCAAUUUACCAGAAGGUGAACAGUAACUUGGAGACAGCUGUUAAUUUGGCCUGGACAGCUGGCAGCAACAACACACGCUUUGGUAUUGGUGCAAAAUACCAGCUGGACAAGGAUGCGUCUGCCUCUGCCAAAGUUAAUAACACUGGUCUUGUCGGGGUUGGAUACACACAAACACUCAGACCAGGGGUGAAACUCACUCUAUCAGCUCUCAUUGAUGGAAAGAAUGUGAAUGGUGGUGGACACAAGAUCGGCCUGGGCUUUGACUUGGAGGCAUAGACAAGGAACACCUGAGAGAAAGGUCCAGCAACAUGCCUUUCCUCUGAGAUGGAAACCCCAAGUCAUAAACUGUCAUCCAGUCAAUUACACUUUUGGCCUUAACUCUUCCACCUCAAUGACCAUUUGUACUGUAAUUUUAGACCGAAGCAUUUUUUUUUUAAAAUGGUUUUCAGAUGUACAAUUUUAACAGCAAUACAGUUUCAUAUAUUUAUAUGAGAAACAUACCAUACCAGCUGUUUGAAUAUACUCAAAUGUAUCUAAGUGCACUUUUCAUUUAUUUCAUUAUGAAGUCAGGCGUGAAGCACCUUAUUACUCCUCAGCUCAUUUCUACUCUUCACUGGGAUUUUGAACAUUUGUAAUAAUCUGUUCUUCUAGAUGUUGUGUUGUUGCAUGCCUUUAUUGUAACCUCUGUGUUACAUUCAAUAGGAAAUAUAAACACAUUGAAGGCUUGGGAAUAAAUAAUAAACAGUUAAUGGUCUAGGUCUGAGUAGCCAGAGCACCUCUUUACCUCAAUACACUAACACAGUUUUCAUGCUGUGAGGAUUUUCCAACUAAAUUGUUUAUUGAAACUUGUUUCGUGAGGUACUCUUUUGCAUGUUGUGUAUCCCGUGUGUCUUGACUAAAAACGUGGCAUUACAGUUAAUUUGUGCAGUGUUCAAUAGAUAAUAGUCAGAAUUUAACUACUCUUUCUGACAAUAAACUCAUGGAAUAAAGAAAGUCAA